CUUGUGGGUGAAAACGCACUGACUUGGUUUGGCGUUUCGCGCAAUACCGCAACUGGGACAGCGGGAGCCGACGCCGCGACAUUUGAAUUAAUACAGCGGAAGAGAAAUGGAGGAACCAUAGAACAUUAAGGAUGAAUUCAGGAAGGCCUGAGACCAUGGAAAACUUGCCUGCUCUCUACACUAUUUUCCAAGGAGAGGUUGCUAUGGUGACAGACUAUGGAGCCUUUAUCAAAAUCCCAGGCUGUCGGAAGCAAGGUCUGGUCCAUCGAACUCAUAUGUCAUCCUGUCGGGUGGAUAAGCCCUCUGAGAUAGUAGAUGUCGGAGACAAAGUGUGGGUGAAGCUUAUUGGCCGAGAGAUGAAAAAUGAUAGAAUAAAAGUAUCCCUCUCCAUGAAAGUUGUCAACCAAGGGACUGGGAAAGACCUCGAUCCAAACAACGUUAUCAUCGAGCAAGAAGAGAGGCGGAGGCGGUCCUUCCAGGAUUACACUGGGCAGAAGAUCACCCUCGAGGCUGUCCUGAACACUACCUGCAAGAAGUGUGGCUGUAAAGGCCACUUUGCAAAAGAUUGUUUCAUGCAACCAGGUGGGACCAAAUACUCUCUGAUACCUGAUGAGGAAGAGGAGAAGGAAGAGGCAAAGUCAGCAGAAUUUGAGAAGCCUGACCCCACGAGGAAUUCUAGAAAAAGAAAGAAGGAAAAGAAGAAAAAGAAACAUAGAGACAAGAAGUCAUCUGACUCUGACAGCUCAGACUCUGAAAGUGAUACAGGCAAGAGAGCAAGGCAUGCAUCAAAAGACAGCAAGGCAGCAAAGAAGAAGAAAAAGAAGAAGAAGCACAAGAAGAAGCAUAAGGAGUGAGAGUAGAAGGAGUGGAGGGGGUGGUUGAGAGUAGGGAACCAGGAACCUUGUGCCUUGAAGUCUUGGUUUCUGGAACGACUUAAUAGGGAGAAUAUGACCUCCCACCCCAUUACUUUGCUCCCAUGGGAGAUGGCUUCUCCUUAUGCAACAGGCAGGUUUGGAAGUUAGAGUUCAAAA
Carlito syrichta (Philippine tarsier) is the source of this 1031-nucleotide messenger RNA. RefSeq names its product zinc finger CCHC-type containing 17 (gene ZCCHC17). Gene Ontology annotation, molecular function: zinc ion binding; RNA binding. The transcript is spliced from 8 exons. Gene Ontology annotation, biological process: RNA stabilization. The record is from RefSeq and is a predicted model, not a curated record. Bases 132 to 854 code for a protein of 240 amino acids. NCBI's taxonomy places the organism in Eukaryota, Metazoa, Chordata, Mammalia, Primates, Tarsiidae.